Messenger RNA from Acanthoscelides obtectus, 4870 nucleotides. The record is from the annotation of a GenBank genome assembly. NCBI's taxonomy places the organism in Eukaryota, Metazoa, Arthropoda, Insecta, Coleoptera, Chrysomelidae.
UCUAAAACCAAAGUACUACUCAUAGCCAUUAGAUGGCUGGAAAGUUUAAGGAAAUUGGCAUUGGUUUUGUAUCAGCAAAGAAAAUGACAAAUUGACGUUUGUCAAACACGUCGAAUGCAAAAUAUCCGAAAUUCCAGAAAACAAACUAGUUUACGUGGCUAGAAUUCAAAUAUCUUUAUUUUUAUUAUCCUUAUUGCCGUAUAUGACAAUAACAUAGAAGAAUUAAGGGUAGGCCCCCAACUAUGUUAACAAAAUUCGAGACAAAAUCCGCAAGGGUAAAAGGGCUGUCUUUCCACCCGAAAAGGCCCUGGAUCUUGGUGAGCCUUCACAACGGAUGUAUCCAGCUAUGGGACUACCGUAUGUGCACCCUGCUUGAGAAAUUUGAUGAACACGAUGGACCUGUGAGAGGUAUCUGUUUCCACAACCAACAACCUUUAUUCGUUUCGGGAGGUGAUGAUUAUAAAAUUAAGGUGUGGAACUACAAGCAAAAAAGAUGUAUUUUCACACUACUUGGACACUUGGACUACAUCCGAACAACAAUGUUCCACCAUGAAUAUCCAUGGAUAGUAUCAGCAUCUGAUGACCAGACUAUCAGAAUUUGGAACUGGCAAAGUCGUACUUGCAUCUGUGUCCUCACUGGACACAAUCACUAUGUGAUGUGUGCUCAGUUCCAUCCCAGUGAGGAUUUGCUGGUUUCUGCUUCACUAGAUUCCACAGUUAGAGUCUGGGAUAUUUCUGGGUUGAGGAAGAAAAAUGUUGCUCCUGGACCUGCUGGUUUAGAGGACCAUUUGAAGAACCCAGGCAGCACAGACCUGUUUGGGCAGGCAGAUGCUGUGGUGAAGCAUGUGUUAGAAGGCCAUGAUAGGGGUGUCAACUGGGCGGCUUUUCACCCCACUUUACCUCUUAUUGUCUCAGGGGCUGAUGACAGACAGGUGAAACUAUGGCGUAUGAAUGAUUCUAAAGCCUGGGAAGUAGACACUUGUCGCGGCCAUUACAACAAUGUUUCUUGUGUGCUGUUCCAUCCUAGACAGGAGUUGAUUCUAUCCAAUGGUGAAGAUAAAAGUAUCAGAGUGUGGGAUAUGACCAAGAGGACUUGCUUACACACAUUUAGGAGGGAGCACGAUCGUUUCUGGAUUAUGACCUCCCACCCCACCCUAAACCUCUUCGCCGCUGGCCACGACGGAGGCAUGGUCAUUUUCAAGCUAGAGCGUGAACGUCCCGCAUACACCGUCCAUGGCAACUUACUGUACUACGUCAAGGAGCGCCAUCUGCGGAAGCUGGACUUCAAUACGUCCAAGGACGUAUCUGUGAUUCAGAUUCGAGGUGGCGGGAAGAUACCCAUCUACAGGAUGUCAUUUAAUCCGGCCGAGAAUGCUGUCAUCCUGUGCACCAGAACGUCGAAUUUGGAUAAUAGCACGUACGAUUUGUAUGUAAUUCCCAAGGAACAGGGAGACGAUCAUGUUCCAGAGGCAGAAAGCAAGAGAUCUCCAGGAUUAGCAGCACUUUGGGUAGCGAGAAAUAGAUUUGCUGUAUUGGACAGAGGUCAUCAACUGAUCAUAAAGAAUUUGAAGAACGAGGUGACCAAAAAGGUUCAAACGCCUAGCUGUGAUGAGAUUUUCUAUGCUGGAACAGGCAUGCUGCUGUUACGUGACGCCGAUAACGUAACUCUUUUUGAUGUACAACAAAAACGGACUUUGGCCCAGGUGAAAAUCAGCAAAUGCCGGUACGUGGUGUGGUCUUCUGACAUGUCGCAUCUAGCUCUUUUGUCCAAACACAACGUCACCAUUUGCAACAGGAAAUUGGACGUACUGUGUACUCUUCAUGAAAAUACGAGGGUCAAAUCAGGCGCUUGGGAUGAUUCUGGGGUUUUCAUAUACACCACUAGCAACCAUAUCAAGUACACUCUGACCAAUGGUGACCACGGUAUUAUUCGUACUCUUGACCUGCCCAUCUACAUUACAAGAGUGAAGGGAAGUCAAGUAUUUUGCUUAGAUAGAGAGUGCAAACCCAGGAUUUUGACGGUCGAUCCGACAGAGUAUAAGUUCAAAUUGGCUUUGAUCAACCACAAGUAUGAAGAAGUUCUGUACAUGGUCCGAAACUCCAGGUUGGUUGGGCAAUCGAUAAUUUCAUAUCUCCAGCAAAAAGGCUACCCUGAAGUCGCGCUACAUUUCGUUAAAGACGAUAAAACGAGGUUCACUUUGGCUCUUGAAUGUGGUAAUAUAGAAAUUGCGCUUGAAGCUGCCAAGGCUUUGAACGAUAACGCAUGUUGGGAUCAACUAGCACAAACUGCAUUGUGGCAAGGCAAUCAUCAGGUCGUAGAAAUGUGUUAUCAGCGUACGAAGAGCUUCGAAAAACUGUCGUUUUUGUAUCUUAUCACUGGAAAUCUAGAUAAACUGAGGAAAAUGAUGAAGAUCGCAGAAAUCAGAAAAGCUAGAUCUUCUCAGUAUCAUAGUGCUCUUUUGUUAGGAGACUUGGAAGAACGAGUGAAGGUUCUUAAAGCAUCUAAGCAAAUGUCUCUUGCGUAUUUAACAGGUAUGCACCCCAAUCCUAGAUUUUUUCAAUUCUACAAUUGACGCUUCCAGAACGGUAAUAAAUAUACAGAUUGUAUUUUUUUGUGUAUCCUUAUUUCCAGAUUAAUGUACCACUACUGAUAUUCAACAACUUCAAUGUUCUGUAUAUUAAUAUAUGUAUACACUAUAUAGUGAAUCACUGCUUAUAAUAUUGUUUCUUCCUUUCAAGUCUCUAAUCAGCUCUUCUUUUUCGAAUUCCUCACUGAAGCCUACAAGUUUAAUCAUUAGUAACUUCCUAAAUAAAUUCUAAAUAGAUUUUCAACAAACAAACAAAAAUCUAAUGGUGACCUCGAACAUGACCUUAACUAUGACCUUCAAGCUCAUUUGAAUACCAGACUAUGAUCUUCAAGGUAAUUUGAAGACCAAAGGAAUUUUUAACGCAAAGCAUCUCUAUUUAUUUCCUGAAAUACAAAUUGCGGGCAAGUUUAAGUCAAUUCUCCGAAACCAAUCUCCUUCACACCAAUGUGAAACGAAUGGCGUAUACCGUAUACUAUACACUACUUUCACGCAAGCGGAUCCGCGGGUUAGUCUAUUUUGAUAAUAAAUAUGAUUUUUAAAAUAGCAUGUCAUAAUGAAUCACCCAUUAUUGAUGUCAGGGGUUACCUUUCGACCUCACCGUUUUUUUUUUUUUAGCCGUGACCCAUGGUAUGACCGAAACAGCAGAGCAAAUCAAAGAAGCCUGUGGCGGCGACAAACAACUGCCCGAGGCAGAUCCAAACGCCAAGUUCCUGAAACCGCCACCGCCAGUCCAACAGGCAGAAUCGAAUUGGCCUUUGUUGACGGUUAGUCGAAGCUUCUUCGAGAACACUGCACUCACUAGCGCAGCGUCAACGAAUAUGAAGUCGUUGAUGGUGGAACCCAGUGCGGAGCAGGCCAUGGAAGAGGCCACAGGGUGGGGUGACGAUGAGGAGAUUGACGUUGAGGGUGAAGAAAAACGAGUUCCUGACGCCGCAGCAGCUGGUGACGGAGAAGCAGGCUGGGACGUGGAAGAUGCAGACUUGGAAAUUCCAGACUUGGGACCAAGCCAACCUUCAGAAUCUAAUGAUAGUUAUAUUCAUCUAGCGCCUCCAGGACCUUCUCCUACACUUAACUGGACUAAACUGUCACAGUUGCCUGUAGAUCAUGUUGCUGCUGGAUCCUUUGAAUCUGCGGCUAGGUUAUUGCAUACUCAGGUGGGAGUAGCAAAUUUUUCACCAUAUGAACAAUUGUUUUCGGAAGUAUUUGGAGCUUCAAAAACGGUAUACACUCGACAGCAUAAUGUACCUACAGCAUUCGCUUAUCCUAGCAGACCGCUCAAAGAUAAUAAGGGAGCCUUACCAGUUGUUGCUGUCAAACUGAAUGAUCUUGUGCAGAAACUACAGGUGUGCUACCAGUUAACAACGGGUGGUAAAUUCUCGGAAGCCAUCGAAAAAUUCCAGAACCUCCUUCUCUCCGUAACUUUAUUAGUUGUCGACACCAAACAAGAGAUCUCCGAAGCUCAACAGCUGCUGAAAAUCUGCGGCGAGUACAUCUGCGGCCUUCAAAUGGAAACUCUUAGGAAAAAUCUGCCGAAAAACACUCAAGAAGAGCAAAUACGUCAGUGUGAAAUGGCUGCUUACUUCACGCACUGCAAAUUGCAGCCUAUCCAUCAGAUCCUCACAUUGAGAACGGCACUGAAUAUGUUUUUCAAACUAAAGAAUUACAAGACUGCAGCGUCUUUCGCCAAGAGAUUGUUGGAGCUAGGACCAAGACCUGAGGUGGCUCAACAAGCAAGGAAGAUUCUCCAAGCAUGCGACUCGAACUUGACAGACGAACUGCAGUUGAACUAUGAUGAACACAACCCGUUUUCGCUAUGCGGUCAUUCCUACACGCCGAUCUACAGGGGAAAACCUGAAGAAAAAUGCCCUCUUUGCAGUACUUCCUAUUUGACAAAGUACAAAGGAAAUCUGUGUAACGUCUGCGGUGUUGCCGAGAUAGGAAGGGAUUGUAUUGGAUUAAGGAUCAGUCUGCAUCAGUUUAGAUAAAUUUCGAAUAUUCAAGAUAAUUCGUGAUAUAUGAUACCGAUUUACUUGGGUUCCAAUAUUGAUAGAGUCAACUAAUGAACCUAUGACUGUGUAUUGAAAUAUGCAAGCUGUUAUAAUUUGGGAACAUGUAGGGUAAUCCCAAAAUUCAUAUAAAUCUAUUGUAUGAGAGCCUUAUACAUUAUGCUUAUUCAAAAGACGAUACUAGUUUCAAAAAAGUUAUCUAUUUAAUUUAAAAGUAUGUUAAAUGUACUAUUUCUUUUACGUACUUUAAAUUUAAUUUUGUUUUGAAUCAAAGUG